GCUGCCAGGGCCCGUUUUUUUUGUUAUUUUGUUUUUUGUAUGGUUUUUGUCUCGGCUUGCUUGCUUGCUUGCUUGCGUUGUGUCUUCUUCUUCGAUCUUCACUGUCCCACGGGCUUGGAUUCAAGCUAUGCCACUGCUUCUUCUGCUUCUGCUUCUUCUUCGGACUUCUUCGCUUUUCAAUCUUGGUGGUGGUGGUGGUUGUGUGGUUUCGUCAGUGAUCUCAUCACCGUGGUGAUGAAUUUCUAGUUCACGCUCCUCGGGAGCGGUAUAUCUGGUUUCGUUGGAUCCCCCUACUGACCCUGGGAUGGCGACGAAUAUGGCCUUUUGGCGAAAGCCGCUUUGUUGGAUUUUGUUUGUUGGGCUGUUGGUUUAGGUGUUUGUUUUUUCGAGGAGAGGGGGAGAAGGAAGUUCAGUUUUGGGCGUGUCUGUGAAUUAAUCCGUGUGUUGUUCAUCGGAAGGUGCGAAGUAGUACCUUGUUCUGAGAUGUUAGGGCUGUGAAUCUGAGGUUUUGGAUCUUGGGCGGAGAAUGCAUGGAUGACUGCGGGGUCUUUGUCGAUUGCUGAGGAUACGGAGGUGUGUGAGAUUUUGGGUGGUGUGUGAUGGGGAGCGAUGGCGGCUUGUCCGCAGACGCGGAGGUUAUCUCUGCCGUCGACAGUGUGUUGGAUGACGUCGCGAAGCUGGUCAAGGAAUGUAGUGCUUUUCAGGAGGCCGUUUCCUCUCACUCAUCACGAUUGCAAUCCGAAUCGGAUGUUCUUUCUAAGCAGGCAGUUGAACUUGUUGCCUCCAUGAAGCAACUUCAAGCGGAAGUUUAUGCUGCCAGCGAGAAGAAAGAUAUCAGUCACGGCGUGGCAGAAAAGUUAAUGGAUGAGUUGUCUAAGGUGCGAACUAUGCUUUACGACGGAGAUGUGGCGCCACUACUUCCUGCCAAAGCCAAUGGUUUUUUUCUGAGAGCGUUACUGGGGCCUGCCAAUGUUCGAGCGGCACGCAAGGAUGGUCGAUACAAAGUGAAAGAGGAGUACAAUGCUUAUAGGGAUAAUACAACUAUCAUUUUUCUUGUAUUUCCAAUCGUUUUGUUAGCUCUUAAGAAGAAAUUAUGGAAUGAAUGCUUUCCAGCAUUGCCAGUUCAGAUUUAUCAGGCGUGGCUGUUGCUUUUUUACACCAGCCUAGCGAUGAGAGAGAACAUUUUGAGAGUUAAUGGUAGUGAUAUAAGACCAUGGUGGGUGUAUCAUCAUUACCUAGCAAUUGCUAUGGCUCUUGUGAGUCUCACCUGGGGUAUACAAGGUCAUCCUGACUGCUCUCGUAAACAGCAUGGAGUGGAGUUAUUUCUGGAAUGGGCAGUGAUGCAAGGUGUGGCCAUGCUACUCCAGAAUCGUUAUCAGCGUCAACGGCUGUACACAAGGAUUGCCCUUGGCAAGGCUGGGAGGAUGGAUGUAGUUUGGGGAGAGACUUCAGGUGUGAAGGGUCAACUUUGGAUUCUAUAUCCUGUUCUCUUCACUUUGCAGGUAUUCCAAUGUUAUAUUGGAGGCCUCCUGUUGCGGACAGCUGUUGUUGAGGACGAUUGCGAAUGGCAGAUGGUUGUUUGCGGGUUACUAUUGAUUGCCAUGGCUUUUGGUAACUUUUUCAACACCAUAGCCACUUUGGUUGCCAAGGCAAAAAUCAAAGCGAAAAUGAAGAAGAUGAAGCACGUAGCCAAGAACACGUUGCAGGAGAAGGUGCAGAAACAGAAAGCUGCAUCGACUUAGUUGAAGAGAACCUUGUGUAAAGUCGAAUGUGAUCUGAUACACCUCUCUCCAAGCUCUGCACGUCUCCACUAAGAUUCCUCCUUCAAGAGCACAAUAACUGAAGUUUUUGAACAUCAGAAUGUUCACGAUUAGUGUUUGAAGAGUGGAAUACUUAAGAGAGUAAUUUUUUCUUCCUACAGUCUUUUCUUCAUCAUAUUCCAUUACUUCUUGGGGACGUGAAGAGUUCUUUGAAAUGAAGAUGGGUUAGUUUCUGUCAUUUCAGAAAUUUUGGCACAAUGAAGAGUCCAUGGUGGUAACCGUGUUGGGCUAUGGCAAUGGAAGAUCCCUUGGCUUCUUUUCCAAAAU
This is a messenger RNA of Physcomitrium patens, 2087 nucleotides long. RefSeq lists its product as uncharacterized. Lineage: Eukaryota; Viridiplantae; Streptophyta; Bryopsida; Funariales; Funariaceae. The record is from RefSeq and is a predicted model, not a curated record. Gene Ontology annotation, cellular component: membrane.